GCAGGCCCCGCCCCUGCCCUCAGGAGCGGUCGGUUCCGAAGGAAAGCCCCGGGAUGGGGAAGGGACCCACAAAUAUCACGGAGUCCAGCUCCUGGCCCUGCACAGCCUCAGAAAAAGUUAAUUCCCUCCUCCUGUUACCAGGAGGCUUUACAAGAUCUGCUGCACACAGAUUAAAAUGUUCGUCUGCGUCACUUCCCUGCCAGAUUAAAGAGGUGUCACCCACAUUUUAUGUGUGGCAAACACACGUCCAAUGCAAAUGGCUAAUUUUAACAGAAGUUACAGGGUGCCAACGCCCCGUGCUUCUUCAAGAUCUGCUGAGUCCCGGUGUCCCAGUCAGGAGGAUUUCCCUCCCCUCCCGACCAUCGGGGAGCGCUUGGCCCAUAUGCACCCCUCCCAUGAGCUCCUGGACUAUUACCGCAGGAAGAUCGCUGACUUCGACGAGGAACACGAGGAAUUAGUAAAAAGGCUGGAGAGAUACAAGCAAACCUAUGAUGAACAGCACCAGCUGCAGUGGGAAGUCAGGCACUUGGAGGAGGAGAUUGCAGAGCUGCAGAAGGCUUUGAGUGACAUGCAGGUGUACCUGUUCCAGGAGAAGGAGCAGGUCCUUCGCCUCUACUCGGAGAAUGACCGUCUGAAACUCAGGGAAUUGGAGGACAGGAAAAAAAUCCAACAACUCCUGGCUAUCCUGGGAGCAGAUGAAGGAGAAAUUACAUAUUUUCAUAAGGAGCCUCCACAUAAGGUUACUGUUCUGCAAAGGCCACCAGAGACCCAAGAACAAGAUGAUGUCUCUAGCACAGGUACAGAGAAGAGUGCUUCAAAACCAACAGCAAAAGGAGACAAAUUAAGAAGUUGUGAGAGAGAUCAAAAAGAUGACACACUUCUACUACAGGUGAAGGCCCUGCAAGCUCAGAUAGAAGAACAGACACAAUUAACCAAGGAACAGGUUGAGGCUCUGCUCGAGGACAGGCGGAUUCAGAUGGAGGAAGCUGAGGUCCGGCAUCAGAAGGACCAGGACAAGAUCAAAGCUAUAACAGAAAAGCUCCAUAAGACCCAAAAUCUCUUAUAUGAGAGUACCCGGGACUUUCUCCAGCUCAAGUUUGAUGCCAGAGCCAAUGAGAAAGCAUGGAUGGCAGAGAAGGACAGUCUGUUGAAAAAACUUAGCAAAGAUCUGGAUCAACUUGCUUUCAGCACAGAGUCAGGACAAAAGAAGCAGACAGAGCUGAAGAAGAUGCUUCAAGGAAGUGAUGGAGCUUCAAAACUCCACAGCAAAGAAAUAAAGUUACUGCAAGACAAGCUAAUGCAGGAGAAACACCUGUCACACAUGUACAGAGAGCAGUGUGUCUCCCUGGAAGGGGAGGUGGCUAGGAUCCGUGAGGAGAGAGAUGCUGGCAAAGAACUCUUUCAGGAACGCUCAGAGAAGAUGGGGAAGCGCCUGAAACUGAUGACUCAGCGGUGUGAAGCCUUGGAAAAACGUCGUAACCUGGAAGUAGAGGGCUUCAAGAAUGACAUCAAACAGCUUCAGCAGAAACUGAAAGAUGUAGAGAAGAAGAUUUACAAGGUGGCUUUGAAUCUGGGACCAGACCAGGAUCUUGCAAUUCUCCGCGAGAUCCGCCAAGGAAACAAACUAACACGUAAAAUUCAAGGAGAACUAAAAGACUUAAAAACAAAAAUCUACAUCUUAGAGGAUGAACUACGACACUGCUGAAGCUGAAUUAUUAGCUGGCAUCCUAAUUUUAGGAAUAGGACAUUGCUAGACUUGAAUAGUCAUAUGAAAGAACAGCUCCUGCUUGUUUGUUUCCUGGCAUCCAUCAACAGAAGUUGAAGAACUCUGCUGUUAAUGUCAUAAGUGUACAUGAGCCAUUCCUAAUGUACCAGAUUAUAUUGCUGUUUGAGCUGAGAGAUGGCACCUGAUAAAACUGACUUUAAAAGUACAUGAUGACUGAUA
Messenger RNA from Serinus canaria (Common canary), 1945 nucleotides. RefSeq names its product coiled-coil domain containing 77 (gene CCDC77). NCBI's taxonomy places the organism in Eukaryota, Metazoa, Chordata, Aves, Passeriformes, Fringillidae. The transcript has 12 exons. Gene Ontology annotation, cellular component: centrosome. The record is from RefSeq and is a predicted model, not a curated record. Bases 251 to 1705 code for a protein of 484 amino acids.